Messenger RNA from Plasmodium cynomolgi strain B, 1818 nucleotides. Its product is annotated as dihydrolipoamide dehydrogenase. Gene Ontology annotation, molecular function: dihydrolipoyl dehydrogenase (NADH) activity; flavin adenine dinucleotide binding. The record is from RefSeq and is a predicted model, not a curated record. Bases 1 to 1818 code for a protein of 605 amino acids. Gene Ontology annotation, cellular component: mitochondrion; oxoglutarate dehydrogenase complex. The transcript is spliced from 2 exons. Lineage: Eukaryota; Apicomplexa; Aconoidasida; Haemosporida; Plasmodiidae.
AUGGAGAGAGGAUUAAAAGUUAUUAUUUUUACAGGAGACCAAAAUAACAUAGGAGGGACUUGUGUUAACGUUGGAUGCAUCCCCAGCAAGGCACUCCUAUACGCCACAGGCAAAUACAGAGAGUUAAAAAAUAUGGCCAAGCUGUAUACAUAUGGCAUUUACACGGAUGCAUUCAGCAAAAAUGAAAAGAAAGAUCCUGUUGAAAGAAAUCAGUUUCUAGCUGACAGUGUUCAUAUAGACAUCGCAAAGUUGAAGAAGUACACACAAAACGUAAUUAACAAAUUAAAGGGAGGAAUUGAAAAUGGAUUGAAAAAUAAAAAAUUUUGCAAAAAUUCUGAACAUGUGCAGGUAAAUUAUGAACGUGGUCAUAUAGUGGAGAAAAAUAUUAUUAAAGGAGAAAAAAGUGGAAAGGAAUACAAAGUGAAAAAUAUAAUCAUAGCAACAGGGUCCACUCCACAUAUCCCAGACAAUAUCGAAGUGGAUGAAAGAACUGUUUUUACUAGUGAUCAAGCAGUGAAAUUGGAAGGACUGCAAAAAUACAUAGGGAUAAUCGGCAUGGGAAUAAUAGGAAUUGAAUUUACAGACAUUUACACAGCCCUGGGGUCUGAAAUCGUCUCCUUUGAUUACUCUCCUCAGUUGUUACCAAUGCUUGAUGCUGACGUGGCGAACUACUUCGAACGUGUGUUUAUUAAGUCCAAGCCGAUGCGUAUGCACCUGAACACUAGCAUUGAGUACGUGCUGCCAGCCAGGGGUACCCAGCCGGUCAUCAUCGGUCACAGGGAGAGAAACAGCAGGGAAGAGGCCACCCCAGGUCACGUCAAGAAUCAUAUCAGGGAAACACGUGUAGACAGCUGCCUAGUGGCUACAGGAAGGAAACCCAACACGAGUAAUAUGGGACUCGAACAGUUGCAAAUACAAACGAAUAGAGGAUACGUGUGUGUGGACGAACAUCUGAGGGUGAAGGGAGAAAACCAAAGGGUGUACGACAACAUAUUUUGCAUAGGAGAUGCCAAUGGGCGGCAGAUGCUGGCACACACGGCGUCGCACCAAGCGCUGAAGGUGGUCGAUUGGAUAGCAGCCAAGGGGGACGAGCCACACAAGAGUCUCCACUCGAGCGAUUCACACAGCGGUGUCCCCUCGAGCGAUUCACACAGCGGUGUCCCCUCGAGCGAUUCACACAGCGAUGUCCCCUCGAACGGUUCCCGCAGCGAAUGGGCUAGUAAACCAAUCGUAUACAGGAACAUCCCCUCGGUGUGCUACACCACCCCUGAGUUGGCAUUCGUGGGACUCACGGAAAAGGAAGCCAAGAAGUUACACCCCCCAGAAAACGUCGGCACAGAGAUCUCAUUUUACAAAGCCAACUCUAAGGUCCUCUGUGAACAUAACGAUGUCAGUUUUCCAGAACUCUCCAAAAAUAAUUCAUACAACAAAGGGAAGUAUAACAGUGUCGAUAAUACAUGUGGAAUGGUGAAAAUUAUUUACCUAAAGGAUAGCAAAGAAAUUUUGGGACUAUUCAUCGUGGGUAGUUAUGCUUCCAUUUUGAUUCACGAGGGUGUGUUGGCUUUGAAUCUGAAGCUGUCCGUGAUUGACUUGGCUCACAUGGUUCACUCGCACCCCACCAUUAGCGAGGUCCUCGACACGGCCUUCAAGGCCAUCGCGCGGCUACACAUUGCAGGGCUUAAAAAUGUUAAAAUUUUCACUGGAGGUAGAGACGACGACCCCUGGGUGGAGGGGGUGGAACUUGGCAUCUGUAAUGAAUUUCUGAUUCAGGUGUUCGAAGAGAAGCUGGUCAGGAUGCUUCGUCAGACCAAACUCUAG